This is a messenger RNA of Rotaria socialis, 7101 nucleotides long. NCBI's taxonomy places the organism in Eukaryota, Metazoa, Rotifera, Eurotatoria, Philodinida, Philodinidae. The record is from the annotation of a GenBank genome assembly.
AUGGAAGCCGAUCCAAAUGAACUUUUAGCUUGGCUCAAGGGAGAUGGAAGUAGUGAACGUGAUCUACAAAUGAUUGCACUAGAACAAUUAUGUAUGCUAGUCUUAAUGAGUGAUAAUAUCGAUCGAUGUUUUGAACAGUAUAAACCUCAACUUUUUCUUCCAGCUCUCUGUGAUAUAUUCAAUGAUCCAUUAGUUCCAACACAUAUUCUUGAAGUGACAGCACGUGCUCUAACCUAUUUUCUUGAUGUAUCUGUUGAUUGUGCAAAAAAAAUCACGUCCCAUUCAACAGUUAUACAUGCAAUGUGCAAUUGUUUACAAGUUGUAGACAUUGAAGAUCGUACAAAUAAAGAUUUAGCUGAACAAAUUAUAAAAGUAUUCGAACGUCUAUGCUUAAGAGAAACAUCAAGCAUAUAUGAGCAAGAUGGUCUUCGUUAUGUACUUGAGUUUAUAAAUAAUUGUUAUUCAGUUAUACACAAAGAUUCUUUACAAUCAGCUUUGAAUGUUGUUGUUAAAUUAAUUGGAAAAAUUGAUCCACAAAAUUCUUCAGCAUUGGAUCAAACAAUUGAGUCAUUAUCAAAUUUACUUUUACAUGAUGAUCCAUUUGUAGCUGAUAAUGCAUUGAGAUGUUUUGCGACAUUAGCUGAUAGAUUUUCAAGAAAAAAUGUCGAUCCUGAACCAUUGAUGCGUUAUUGUCUAAAGGAUGUUCUUCUUCGAUCCUUACAUCAUGUAUCAAAAUCAUCAACUGAUUCUUCGGGAACACAUACUGCAUCGAAUAUACGUGGCAUUACAACAAAUCUUUCAGUUGUUACGGGUUUAUUGUCAACACUUUGUCGCGGUAGUGUAAAAGUAACCUAUGAUUUACUUCGUUCUGAUCUUCCCGAUGCACUUGAAUCAGCAUUAUGUAGUGGUGAUGAACGAUGUGUAUUGGAUACAAUGAGAUUUCUUGAUUUGCUGAUUGUUUUACUCUUUGAAGGACGUCAAACACUUACUCGUCCGGGAAAUACUUUACGUACAACAAACACUUUAAAUCCAGCUGGUGAUGCAUCUCAACCAGCAUCUUCUCUUGCAACAAUUUAUACAGUACCAUCUGAUCGUUCACAACAACAAAUUAUUGAGUACAUUCGUUCACGUGAUGUUCAAGCAUUCAUAAGUUAUAUUGAAGAAAAUAAUAUCGAUAUUAAUUACACUGAUCAUGUCGGUCAAACAAUGUUGAAUUGGGUUGCUGCAUUUGGUACACGUGAAAUGGUUGAAUAUUUGUGUCGUCGAGGUGCUGAUGUCAAUCGCGGCCAACGGUCAUCAUCAUUGCAUUAUGCUGCUUGUUUUGGACGUCCAUCUAUUGCACGUCUUUUAUUAAAAUAUGGUGCUAAUGUUGAAUUACGCGAUGAAGAUGGUCGAACAGCAUUAGAUAAAGCACGUGAACGACAAGAUGAGAGUCAUCAAGAAGUUAUUGAUAUACUUCAAUCAACGAAUGAAUGGAACGAUACAAAACAAGCAUCAAAAACUAUUCCAAAUACUGAACAAACAAAAGAUAAUAUUGAAGUACAAUUAAUCUAUUUAGAACGUUUAUUAUCAAUAUUUUGUCAACUAUAUCAAAAUACAAUGAUAUUAACAAUAAAACGUAGUACAUUACGUUUAAUAUCAAAAUUAUUGCAAUAUGCAACAAUUGAACAAAUACGUCAAUUAAAGAUUUUAACAACAUUAUUUGAAUUAUUAUCAACAGUAUUGAAUACAAAUGAAGAUGACGAUGAUACAUCAAAUCUUGUUUUAUUAAUAAUUAAAAAUCUAUUUGAAAAAGAUCGACAUCUCUUUCUUGAACAAUUUCAAUAUUUAGGUUUAAUAUCGAAAAUAACAACAUUAGCAAUGUCACAUGAAAGUAAAAAUGAAAAUUCUCAACAAUUAUUGACAAUAAAUAUUGUUCCAAUUGAUACAAAAGAUAUGCUUUGCUCUAGACCUUAUGUAUGGAAUGAAUAUAAUUUUUUAAGAAAUCGUGAAUGUUUAUAUGUAUGGAAUAAUUCACUUAUAAUUGAAUUAUCCAUGGGUUCAAAUGGUUGGUUUAGAUAUUUUGCUAAUAAUUCUCUCUCGACUAUGUAUUCAUCAGGAAGUCCAGAAACAAAUAUUGAUACAGAUGAGAAUCGUCAUGAAUUUAUUGAAAAAUUUCAACGAUUAAAACAAGAAGUUCUUGAAGGUGGUGAACAAGAAAAAGAUAAGGAAAAACAAAAUGUUAUUAUUGCAAGAACUAUUUUUACAUCUGAUACAACUAGCGAAAAAAUAAUUACCAUUGGAAAUUGGACUCUACAAUGCGACGGGCCUACACAACUUCGAAUUCAUAAUAUUGAAGGCGAACAGGUGACUAUUCUUGAACAUGGUGAAACAGGUUUUAUUUUCGAAUCAAAUCGUCGUACUCGCCAUAAACAUAAAGCUGAUACGCCAUUAAAUAAUGAAUUUUCUGUUCCAUGGCCAACCAUUGAAACGCUAACAUCCACAAAUAAUUCAACAACAGUAACACUUAAUAAAAAUAAACAAGAUCAAACAAAACAACGUGCCAGUGAAAUAGCAUCAUUUAUUUAUAAUGAACAUUUAAAAACUUUCUCUCCAACAAAUUAUACACGUUCGAUUUUAACAGAAUUUCAAUUACUUGUGAAUGAUUUAAAUAAUGAAUUAAAUCUAAAUUCAUUUGAUAAUUUAAAAAAUCUAUUUGAAAAAUUAAAAAAUUUUCUUAUUGAAAAAACAGAUUUAUCAAUAUAUGAAUUAUCAUCAUCAGGUUUAGUUUCUGUAUUGCUAAAAGUUUUUCAUGAUUUAUCAUCAAAUGAUCAAGCAAAGGAAAGAGCAAAAUUAUUUUGUUCAAUAUUUCUUUCGGACGAACAACCACAAGCAUUUCAAGUUCUCAUACGUAAACUUAUAUCAAUAUUGGAAUCAAUUGAAAAAUUACCAUUAUUUUUGUAUGAUGCACCAUUUAAUUAUAGUUUACAAAUAUUUUCAAAACGUUUUCGUUUUCAAAUUCAAUAUAAGAAUGAACAACAAUUAUUUACCGAUAGAACUGGAAAAUCAUUAAAAAUUGAACCAUUAACAACUGUGGGACAAGUGAAAACAUUUCUUGCAUCCAUGGCUUCUAAACAAUGGUAUGAUUAUCUUCAUGGUCAUCUUGAAUUCGUUAAACAAUUGAAAUCAGAUAUUCGACCAAUAUUUACAUAUACCAGUGAUUUUGAUCAGAAUGGAAUUUUAUAUUGGAUUGGUACCAAUGGUAAAACUGCAUCCAAUUAUACAAAUCCAUGUUCAACUGGACUUAUUUCAGGUAUUAAUCGUAUUUUACUUUUAAAUAUCCUAAAACGAAUUGAUUUGGUUAUUUUAGUUAAUUGUUCAGAUAAUAAUUAUUCAUCUCAACAAUUGUCAGAUUUAGUUUCACAUACACUAUCGAUAGAUGAUCAAGACGAUAAUGAAGAUACAAUUCGUAGUUUUAGUUGGAUUUUAAUUGAUUUAGGUCUAUUAAUUAUUCCAACUCAUUUUACAUUACGACAUGCUACAGGUGGUUCUAAUAGUUGGACAAAAACUGUGCUAUUUCAAAUAUCAAAAGAUGCUGUACAAUUUACACCAUGUGAUGCAUCGGUAGUCAAUGAGACUAAUUCACCAACAGCGACGUGGACAGUUAAAAACUUAUCUGAAAAUUCAUCUGGCUUUCGUUAUAUACGUAUUCAUCAGAAAAGUUCUCGAUAUCCCAUUUGUAUUUCUGGAUUUGAAGUUUAUGGACAAGUGCAUUCGGCUAUUGAUAUUCGUUCAAAACCUGAAUUGAAUCGGUCGCGUUCAACUCGUGAUGAUAUUCGAAAUCGAUCAAUAAAUUCUCGUCAAACUCCAUCUUAUCAUCAUUCUCAUUCGACAUCAUCUACUAUGUCACGUGCAACUAAAAUGCAAUCACAUAUUCUUCGACGUCUAGCAAGUAUGAAUACAUCAAGUUUUUCCAAUAGAUCACCCGAUUCAACCAGCGAAAAUCAUUCUGAACAAUCGACAAUAAAUCAAAUUCUUUUUGAUCUUUCAUCAAUUCCGACUGAUUUGUCCAAUGCUAUUGAAUCAAAUGAUCCUGAACGUUUACGGCUGGUCAUUGAAGAAGCUCUUACACGUUUAACAGGCGAUAAAACAUUAAAUGAUAAUUCAAAUUUAAUCAAUUUAAUUUCACAACGUAAAAGUGUUUCAACGCCAGAUAUAAGCAAUGAUGAAACAAUAUUUUCAGUAUCUUCAACAGAACAAGCAUCAAGUGCUGACAAUCUUUUUCCAUCAUCGGAUUCUACCGAUCAUAUUGAUGAUCUUAUGGAAGGAUUUUCUGAUCAAAUAAGUCAACAGUACGAAGUUCUGGUAGAAGAAUCAUUAAUGGAACCAAAAAUAUCACUUGAUUCGUUAAUAUCAUCAGAACAAAGUCUUACACCGACUCCUUCAAAUACUGAUAAUCGACUUGGAAUUCAUGAAGUUAUUAAUGAAACUAUUCUUAUUUCAAAAGAUGAAGCUAACAGUACUAAUGCAACAACUGAACUGAUACCAACGAUUAGUAGCACGACAGAAUCAGAGUCUCGACGUGCUGUCACCGAAGAAAACAAUAAGAAAAAUGCAACUAAUGAAUGCUCUGAUCAACAAAUUAUAUUUAGAAUAGAAAAUGAUGUGAAUUCAAAUGCUGCUAAUAUUUUAACAACCCCGACAGAAAGUUCUUCUAAUCUGAUGCAAACAACAGCAAUAAAUAUAACUGACAUACCAAGUAUUGAUGAUGAAACAAUUCGAAUUGAAGAUUCAACAAAUUUAUCUGAUCAACAACAAAAACAAAACGAUGAAACAACCACUGAUGAUGAUGAUGAUGAACACACGCUAUUAAAAUGUCUCAAGUUAACUAAUGAACAAAUUGAAGCACCCGUCGAAGAAGAGGAUGAAGAUGAUGACGACGAAGAGGACCAACAAGAAGAAGAAGAAUAUAAUGAAGAACUACAAGAACAACUUCAUGGACAACAACAAGAAAUAACCCACCGAAAUUGGGACGAAGAUUUUGUUUUAAAACGACAAUUCUCUGUCUUACUUCCGGCAUUCGAUGGUCGACCAGGCCGAACAAAUAUUAAUGCCACGCAAGAUCUUGCUGUGCCAACAACAAUGACACCAAAAGAAGAAACUUUAACUAAACGAAGAUCUGAUUCCGAUGCGUUAACUGCUGCUAAUAUGACUUUAUACAUACGAGGACCAUCACCGUCUGCACCAGGAAUAAAAGAUAUUGAUAUUGAAAUGAGCGAUACCGAUGCAACAAUUUUUAAAUACAUUCAAAAAUUAAUAAAUCCAUUUCCAUCCUUACAACGAAUUGAUCGUAUUAAACGAAUUUUCGAGCCAACAUACACGAUUGUUUAUACUGAAAAAUUAAAUGAACGACCGACAUCAACUACAAAUGAUCUCUGCGAUGAAAAUCUAUUUGAUUCAUCCAAUGACCCCGAAGAUAUUUGCACUAUCAAGGAUAUUCUUAAAUUACUACGUCAAUUAUAUUAUUUAUCAACAAAUUACAUUCAUACAAAUCCUCAUUUCAAUGAAGCAUUUUCAAUUGAUAAUUAUUUUUAUUCUAAAAAAUUAAACAAUAAAUUACUCCAACAAAUUCAAGAUUCAAUUUUAAUUGCAUCAUCAAGUUUACCAUCGUGGACAUCAUGGUUAAUACAUAGCUAUAAAUUUUUAUAUCCAUUUGAAACUCGUCAAUUAUAUUUUCGAACGACAAGUUUUGGCACAUCACGCUCAAUAGUAUGGCUACAGGAACGACGCGAAGAAUUAGUUCGUACACUCCGUAAUAGUAAUCAUUCACGUCCGCGUUUAUCAAAUGAAAAUCCUCUACAUGAAUUUCGUUUUGGUCGUUUGAAAAUUGAUCGUGCUGUUGCCAUCGAUCGUGAAAAUGUUUUACGUGAUGCAAUGAAUCUAUUCCAUUAUCAUGCAAAAUUGAAAUCUAAAUUAGAAAUUCAAUUUCAAAAUGAAGAAGGCACUGGUGAUGGACCAACAUUAGAAUUUUAUGCAUUAAUUGCAACUGAAUUACAAAAGCAUUCGCUUGGUUUAUGGUGGAAUCACGAUGAUUAUGAUCAUCAACAAACAGAUUAUGUUAGAAAAUUAGAAGGUCUUUUUCCAGCGCCCUAUCAACAAGAUCACAAAAAAUUAGAUGAUGUCUGUAAUUAUUUUUCAUUGGUGGGCAUUUAUUUUGCUAAAUGUUUAUUGGAUAAAUAUUUAAUUGACAUGCCAUUAUCAAUAUCAUUUUUAAAACUUCUAUGUAUGAAAACAAAAUCCGAUGAUAUAUGGUACGAUGGUAUACUUGAUGUAAAUGAUUUAAUUAUGAUUGAACCAUCGAGAGGAAAUUUUUUCAAACAACUUUUUCAAUUAAUUGAAAAACGAAAUAAAAUUCUUAAUGAUGAAAAUAAAACCGAUGAAGAGAAAAAUAUUCAAUGUCACUUAUUAAGAAUUGAAAAUGAUUUACAUGAACCAGUUGAUAUUGAACAUUUAUGUUUAACUUUUGUUUAUUCACCACCAUCAAAUACUUAUGAGUAUCAAUCAGUUGAAUUAAUUCCAAAUGGAUCACAUACUGAUGUAACUAUCGAUAAUAUUGAUCAAUAUAUCAAUUUAUCACUUCAAUUUAUUUUGCGUGAUGGUAUUCGACGACAAAUGGAUGCAUUUCGAAAUGGAUUUAAUCAAGUAUUUUCAAUUCAUCAUCUACAAUGUUUUAAUCCAUCUGAAUUACAAUUAGUUCUUUGCGGUAAUCAAUGGCCAUCGUGGACAUUAGAUGAUCUAUUGACACAUAUUGAACCUAGCCAUGGGUUUACAAGAGAAAGUGCUGGUUUUACGAAAUUUCUUAAUGUAAUGUUAGCACUCGAUGGACUCGAACGAAAAUCUGUUGUUCAAUUUAUCACUGGUUGUUCAUCGUUACCACCUGGAGGUCUUGCUAAUCUUCGACCACGUUUAUCCGUAGCACGUAAAGUAGAAGCUGAUGACAACUCAUAUCCAUCCGUUAAUACUUGCUAUCAUUAUCUCAAAUUGCCCGAUUAUUCAAGUGAAGACAUUCUUAAACUUCGUUUAAUGACCGCUUGCAAAGAACGAGGUUUUUAUUUCAAUUGA